AUGAGACGACCUUUUGAUGAUGAUGGUGAUGAUGAUGAUGAUGAUGAUGAUGAUNNNNAUGAUGAUGAUGAUAAUGAUGAUGAUGAUGAUAAUGAUGAUGAUGGUGAUGAUGAUCGAAUAUUGCUGCUUUUCAAGAAAGUACAUGUUACUGAGGGCUUUUCCGGAUCACAUUUCAUUGCUUACAUGAUUCACAGAUACAAUUAA
This is a messenger RNA of Acanthocheilonema viteae, 204 nucleotides long. Lineage: Eukaryota; Metazoa; Nematoda; Chromadorea; Rhabditida; Onchocercidae. The record is from the annotation of a GenBank genome assembly.